CACAAUAAUAAAAAGAUUUUUAAUUAAACCGCAGAAAUAAAUGCUUAGCAUUAUUUUAUUUUUUUUAGGCACUUUAGUGGUCACUUUGUAGAAAUAAAGCUAAUAUUAAUGUACUUGGUCCUUUAACCAAACGCCAUGAGUUACGUAAAUCUCUCAACUUUAGCAAACCAUAAACGACAAGAAAUGGAAGAUAGAAUUCACAUGUUUACAGCUAAAUGUGACAACACGAUUAAGAAUUUACAAUAUUUAAAAAUACGGGCUCAAGGAUUAAUUCAACAACUAAACUGUGACCACAUGGAGCUGAAAGAUCGGUUUUUAAAUAGUGUUAAGACUUUAGAAGAAUAUUCUUAUUUAAUAAAUGAUAUUAAUAUAGCUGUAGAAGAAUUAGUCAAUCCUGCCAAUCGGUCUGCUCCUCCAGGUUUUGGGUUGACAAAUAGAUUACCUCCAUCAAUCUCACCAUUCAAUAUAACAGAUACAAUGUCUGAACCUGUGCCAUCAACUUCAAAAACUUGUUUGAAGACUCAGGACUGGUCAAAGAAAAAGAAAAUACCAAAAGACCAGCCUUUAAUUUCAUUUUCUAAUGAGUCUUUGCAAGAAAUAAUACCUUCUGUAGAAAAACAUUGUAAUAGUCAAACUAUUACAGAAGGUAUAAAAAAUAUUAGUUUUGAAGAUGCUGGAAAUGUGACAUUGCCGGCACAAUCAGUGUUGCAAUUGGAUUAUGAAUACCCCGCUGUAUUAUUACAUGUUGAUGGAACAUCCUUUUGGGUGACUACUGAAAAUAUAGAUGAAGCAUUUCAAUUAAUGACAGACAUGACAGAGUACUACAAAAAGUACAAGGUAAAAUUUCCACUCAACCAAAUGAUGCCUCUGUCGUGUUGUGCUGUGUAUGAAGAAUCCGAUUCAUAUACCAGGGGACUCUUCAUACAACUCAGUGAAGAGGACAUCCGGUCUGCCCAAGUGCAUCUAGUAGACUAUGGGGAGACAAGAUUAGUACCAACCUGUUGGCUUCAGCCGCUGAUGCCACAAUUCUGUGGCUUGCCACCAUUUGCCCGAUAUUGCCAUCUGGCUGGGGUGGAGAUAGAUUGUGACGAUUCAGUGGCGGUUCGGAAGGUUGAAAAAAUUAUGAAAAUGCACCUCGGAAGGAAUUGCACAAUCUACGUUGAUGAUAACAAUUCCGAAUCCCUGGGCGUUUACGUACUUUUGGAAAAUGGAGAAAAAGUCAACGACAUUGUCCUUAAGGCAAUUUCAGAUAAAACUAAUAAUAGCCAAGGAUCGGAUGCUUCGGAAGGAUUUCCAGGUCUUACCGAAGAAAACUGUGAUAUAACACAAAUACCGGAAUACGAAGAUCCAGUGAUCGCUGUUACGGGUUAUCAUAACCGAGACGAGGCGGACAUUUGCAAGCACUACAAGGGAGGACCGGAAAAGACAUGCUUCAAGGGGAAACGCUGCACAAAGAAACACGUUGUGAAACACCCAGAUGGGUGGACGUUGGACCGAGUGUUCGUACCGGCCAACCUAAAAUCCUUGCCGUUGCCCGCCGCCGGAAGCUUUGUACGCGUGGUCGUAUCGCAUGUCCCGCAUUUUAAUCAUUUCUACGUACAAAUGAUAAACGACACUAAAGAUAUAACAGAGAAAGAGUUCCAUCCGCUGACUUCUUUGUCAGCUCUUGUCCAGGAUAUGAACUCUGCAGCUACGAUAUCCACAUAUAGACCACUUAAGAUGAUACCAGCUCCGGGAGAGUUGGUAGCUUCUUUAUAUCCCAUGGAUGGAAAAUGGUACCGCGCGAAGGUUCUUACUUCAACUAAAGCUGAUCGAAAAGUCGAGAUAAAAUACGUGGACUACGGCAACGUUAUAUGGGUGGACGAAGAAUUAUUGCGCGAACUUCACCCCCGAUUUUGCGUUUUGCCAACUCAGGCUACCCUAUGUAUUUUGGCUGGCAUUACUAUGAAAAAUCAGGCGGCCACCAAUCUUAUAGCUGGGCGAAACGCCCUCAUCGCUCUAAUACAGGACAAGAAGUUCGAUGCGGAAGUCAUCGCCACUGAUUACGAUAGUAUAACUGUCUCUUUAUACGACGAGAAAGGCAACAACAUUGCCGAACUACUAGCCUUACAAAAAGUUGUCGAACGCCAGGAAUACACAAUUGACUACAAGUUAACGGACGGUCGACGAUAUGUCAUAAUUCCUUCUUAGAUUUCGAUAAAAUUUUCGAACGAAAUCUUCCAAUUGAAUGAUUAAAUAGUUUGUGAUCGCUACAUAUUACUUAUAUUGGAAUCAAAACUAUUUUUUUUAUUUUUGUAAACUACUAGUAUAUGUACAUGAAACUUGCAGCUCUGUCGUGUUGAUAAAGUGAGCGUCGAGCGAUCUCUCCCAAAUUCUUGCUGUUAUAUAAUUUUUUGUGCCCUUAUUUCAAUAAUAAUUGAUCGAGACGACAUAGCCACGUACCUAUGAGUGAAUCGUAUGUCAAGUCACUAAUCACAAUCUCGUCUUAAAUGUCAAACUUUGACAGAUCAUAAAUUUAGGUUUAACUUUGAUGUUUUAGAAUACCACAAUAUUAGAAUGGUGUCGUUUAACUCUCAUUAUAGUAUUUUUACUUCAAGUUAAUUUAUAUCUAAAACACUAAAGAAAAUUGCACGCUUAAAGUUAAUCACAUGAACCUUAUUUCAUUUUUAUGUAAGAUAAGAUUAAUAUUUCAGUGUACAGAAAUUUGUGGCGAAAUGUUAUAGCUGGAUUUGUUUAAUCUUAAUACUUUGUCAAAGACACUUGUUACUUUUUUAUUCGUGAUAAGUACUUAUUUUGCUGUUGCGGCUGUGAUAAAAUAAUCUGUUCAUAUGAGUGAAUAUUAUGUUCAUUUAUAAAAUGUAUAUGAGUAGUUAUAGCAUAAUAUUGCUUUUAAGGUGAACAUAUUUUUAAUUCUUGCUAUGUUGAUGACAAGUUACUUUUUAUGAUAUAUGUAGUUUUAGGAUGAAUGUCAGUAUUAUAACCCAACCGAAAUUGUACGUCUAAGCCUCGACUUUUUGUCCUCACGAUUCUUUUGGCACUUUCCAAAUAUAUAAAUCAGAUAAAACAAUACAUAACUGGUUUAAACUUAAUGUAAAUUCACUUUAUUUAAAAAGUAAUUAAUCAUUUAAUCAAUAUUUUACGGGUCGGUAAUCAAAAUGACAGCUGCCAAAGUGACAGUAGAGGUACCAUUUAUACUAAAAAAAACUUUUUUUCUAUGAGACUGUAAUCUAUAAGAUAAUCAUUUUCUAAAGAUGUAUAUUAAGUUUAUAAUUUUUAAUUAGUGUUAAAGUAAUUAUCAGUCUGAACUUUUGAUAAAAUCACUAGACGCAAUAGGUACAUUUGCAUAUUAUAUUACAAUUGAAUUGACUGACUUUUCGAUUAAGGGAGCAUUAGUAUUACGUCACGCAUUUUUUGGGGACUCUUGACCCCCCCCCCCCCCCCAUGUAACGCGCCGUAACGUUCUUCUGUACCAAAUAGUAAAACGUUUCGUCACCACCCAGGUACUUAUGACUCCUUUAAGUUGGCAUUUAUGUGGUGUUUGGAAAGUCGAAAAUAAUAUAUACAAGAAUGCAUAAUGCAAUCCUCCCGCAUCGUAACGUUUAAUUCCCGCCCCCCCCUCAAAUUCGUUACGUGAUACUUGAACGCUCCCAAAGAAGUCGGACCAGAACAGAUGCAGAAAUGUCUACACCAACCCUUUGACUUAUGUAAAGCCAAAGCAGCUAAUCCAUUUUUUUUUUAAAUAUAUUUUGCAUUUUUUGA
Pieris rapae (cabbage white) is the source of this 3759-nucleotide messenger RNA. Its product is annotated as tudor domain-containing protein 1-like. Gene Ontology annotation, biological process: spermatogenesis. Bases 136 to 2190 code for a protein of 684 amino acids. The record is from RefSeq and is a predicted model, not a curated record. The transcript has 16 exons. NCBI's taxonomy places the organism in Eukaryota, Metazoa, Arthropoda, Insecta, Lepidoptera, Pieridae. Gene Ontology annotation, molecular function: metal ion binding.